This is a messenger RNA of Daucus carota subsp. sativus, 3145 nucleotides long. RefSeq lists its product as uncharacterized. Gene Ontology annotation, molecular function: protein binding. Gene Ontology annotation, biological process: autophagy. The record is from RefSeq and is a predicted model, not a curated record. The transcript has 14 exons. NCBI's taxonomy places the organism in Eukaryota, Viridiplantae, Streptophyta, Magnoliopsida, Apiales, Apiaceae. Gene Ontology annotation, cellular component: intracellular membrane-bounded organelle. The coding region runs from base 307 to 2571 and encodes 754 amino acids.
AAGUAACAGUAGUGUGUGCAUGACGUCCAACAAACCCGAAAAUAGAUCCGACCCGAGCACAACCAACCCCACCCCACUGCUAUCAUCUCUAUCUUCUUCUUCCUGUGUCUAUUUUUUCAUCAUAUUUACACACAAUUAUUAGGUCAUCCUAUUCCCAUUUUGCCCCUCUCCAGAUCUUCAAACACAUCCUCUUGUAUAAUAACCCUAUUACAUAUUUGUUUAUUUAAUUUAAUUAUUUACAGCACCUGUGAAUUAUGAGCGCCGUUCUUUUUUAAAUCUCGCCGGAGAGAUUUCGCCGGCUAAAUUAUGAGGUCAUCGGAAGAUUCGAAUUCUCCGUCCACUUCAAAUCUACUUCCUCCCAGACACUCCAAUCUCAAGAAGAAAAGUAAUGUCUUCCGACUGUUAGCACGGAGAGAAAUUUCACCUCGGACUAAAGAUUCUUCUAGAAACUUGUGGAGGGAGGAUUCAAAGAGUAAUGUUAAUUCAGCUGUUUUAAGAGGCGAAGCUGCAAGGGAUGUUAGGCGCAGUCUUAUAUCAUGGGUAGAGGCAGAGUCGCUGCGACAUUUUACAGCCAAAUAUUGUCCGCUACUGCCGCCUCCUAGGUCAACAAUCGCCGCAGCCUUCAGCCCUGAUGGAAAGACACUUGCUUCCACUCAUGGAGACCAUACAGUGAAGAUAAUUGACUGUCAAACUGGACGAUGCUUAAAGGUGUUAAGUGGUCACCGCAGGACACCCUGGGUGGUUCGAUUUCAUCCUCUGUGUCCUGAUAUACUUGCCAGCGGAAGCUUGGAUCAUGAAGUUCGGUUAUGGAAUGCAAAAACUGCAGAGUGUAUAGGGUCACGCGAUUUUUAUCGUCCUAUAGCUUCGAUUGCUUUCCAUGCGCAAGGGGAGUUUCUAGCUGUAGCUUCAGGCCAUAAGCUUUAUAUAUGGCACUAUAGUGGAAGAGUGGAAACAGUAUCACCAUCAAUCAUACUUAAAACCCGCCGUUCUCUUCGUGCUGUGCAUUUUCAUCCUCAUGCUGCUCCAUUUCUUCUGACUGCUGAGGUAAAUGAACUUGAAUCGUCAGAUUCCACAGUGACACUUGCAACUUGUCCGAAUUAUUUACGGUACCCCCCUCCUACUGUAUAUCUGGCCGAUGCUCAUCCUGAUAAUCAGUCUAGACAGGUCAGCGAGUUACCAUUAAUGUCUCUUCCAUUCUUGUUAUGGCCUUCAAUUGGUCGAGGUGAUGGGAGAAUCCCGUUGCAACAAACUGAUGCAGAUGUCAGUUCAACUAGUACUACACAGAGAGCAGAAUCUUCUGGCUCUGUCCGACUUCUUACUUAUUCUACUCCAUCAGGGCAGUAUGAGCUUUUGUUGUCUCCUAUAGAACCUGGAAGCUCCCCUGUACCACAAGAACCUGAGGCUAAUGCUUUAAUUGUGGAAAUGGAAAAUGGUUCAACCAAUCCGACAGUAGAUGCAAUGGAAACUGACGUGCAGCCUGAAAGAGUUAACCAAAUAUUCCCAUUGGGUGAUCCCACCAGUUGGGAAGUACCAUUUUUGCAAGGGUGGUUUAUUGGACAAAGCCAAGCUGGCCAACAAACAAUGCAUCCGUUUAAUGUUGUGGCUGCUGAAAAUGUAUCUAACUCUACUAGAAUGGAGAAUCAUGGUUCUACAACUCCUACAGCAUUGCCAUCUGGUUCUGCUGAAUCUCGGCUGAAUUUGAGAUCAGGUUCUCACCACCAGUAUUCACAACCUUAUAUGUCAUCUACGGCAUCUGGUAGUGGUACUUUAACACGUGAUGAGAGUGAAUCGCAGCACUUUGUUGAGCGAAUUCAGUCUGAGAUUGCCACAUCACUUGCUGCAGCAGCUGCAGCAGAGUUACCUUGCACUGUGAAGCUUAGAAUAUGGCCUCACAAUGUAAAAGAACCUUGUCGACUUCUUGACGCAGAACGAUGUCGCUUAAUAAUACCACAUGCUGUCCUCUGUAGUGAAAUGGGUGCCCAUUUUUCACCUUGUGGCAGAUUUUUAGCUGCCUGUGUUGCAUGUGUCUUGCCAAACGUGGAAGCUGAUGCUGGUUUUCCCGGGCAGCAGGUACACCCUGAUGUCAUGGGGGUUUCAACAUCUCCAACGAGACACCCUAUAUCAGCCCAAGAAGUCAUGUAUGAGCUUCGGAUAUAUUCCCUAGAGGAGGCGACAUUUGGUUUGGUGCUUGCUUCACGGGCGAUCAGAGCUGCUCAUUGCUUGACUUCAAUUCAGUUCUCACCUACCUCUGAGCACUUAUUACUUGCCUAUGGCCGUCGCCAUAGUUCACUGCUAAAGAGUGUUGUCAUUGAUGGAGAGACAACUGUACCUGUUUACACCAUUCUGGAGGUUUAUAGAGUUUCUGAUAUGGAACUUGUGAGAGUGCUUCCUAGUGCAGAGGAUGAAGUCAAUGUAGCCUGCUUCCAUCCAUCGGUCGGUGGCGGUCUUGUCUAUGGAACAAAGGAAGGAAAGCUAAGGAUUUUUCAGUAUAAUGUUUCUAGUGGCUUGAACUAUUCAGGAAUCUGUUCUUCAGAUGAAGACAUGAUUGAGGGUUUGAUUGCAGAUCAUUAAGGAGUGGAUGUAUCUUGGCUAACUACUUUAUUACUUGAUAAGUUGUCCAUACAAAUAGUGAACCCAUGCAUACAGUGCUCUUGCCUAGUACCUGUAUGCACGCUCCUUCAGUGGGUAAGAUACAAAUUUGUAAUUUCGGAGCUAUGACUGUUUAGUUUCUGGUAUAGACAUUUAGAUAUAUGGCAAACAAAUGGAAACUACCUGCACAGAAGAUGAGUGCAUGUGAUGCAGAGAAGUUGGUUGUCUGGUCUCUCUCUCUUGUUCAAUGAACUACAACAGUUCAAGCUUAAUAAGUGAUCCCCCUCACUGCCAAAGCAAAUUGUCGAGUUCAUGAGAGAAAUACUUGUACUCAGUAUACCUUAGCUUCAGAUAUGCAGACAUAUUUCUGGAAGCUGAGUAGGGUUCAUUGUAUGACAUUUGUGUUUCUGUACAUUAGAUGUUAGAUUCAAAUAUUUGAUUUGUCUUUUUAACAAGAAAAAAAAAAAAAGGAAUAGAAUGUUGUUGUAAUUUAGAAAUGUGCUAUUUUGGCACGCCUUUGGCUGGUUAUAUGGAGAAAGUUGUUGGGUUUUGGUCA